AUGGCGCUGGCUGAUGCUCCUCCGUUUGCCACCAUGCGCAUCACACUCAACAUAUGGGAUCGCAAGGCGGGGGACCAGGACACUCUCCUGACGCUCGAAAUCUUUCCCGACAUGACACUCUCUACGCUGCGCGAGUCGAUACAGGCCGAGGCCAAGGUGGCGCCUGAGGCUCAGCAAAUCUAUCACAACGGCCGAGCUCUGACCGAAGACACAAAGACGAUGGAAGAGCUACAAAUCAGCGACGGCGAUAUGCUGGCUGUCCACGUGCGUGACAAGCGACCGAACCCCAACCCUCAGGCGCAGGCUGCACGAUCGGCCCCCCCUCAACCCCAGCCUGAGGCCGGCGCGGGAGCAAACGACCCAGAGAUGGUUCGUCUGCAGGUUCUCGGAGACCCGAACCUGCGACAGCAGCUUCAGCGCCAACACCCAGAGCUUGCAGCCGCUGUCGAGGACCCUGCGCGGUUUGCGGGCAUCCUCGGCGAAAGCCAGGACCGUGAGCGGAGAGAGCGCCUCGAGAGACAGCGACAGAUCGAGCAGCUGAAUGCUGAUCCGUUCGACGUGGAGAAUCAGAGGAAGAUUGAGGAGAUGAUUCGUCAAGAACGUGUUAUGGAGAACCUACAGAAUGCCAUGGAGCAUAACCCUGAGGUUUUCGGAAGAGUUCACAUGCUCUACGUCAACGUAGAGGUCAACGGACACAAGGUCAAGGCAUUCGUCGACUCUGGUGCCCAGGCGACCAUCAUGUCGCCCUCUUGCGCCGAGGCGUGCGGAAUCAUGCGCCUCGUCGACACGCGCUUUGCCGGUGUCGCCCGAGGUGUCGGCACGGCAAACAUCAUCGGCCGUGUGCACUCUGCCCAGAUCAAGAUUGGCGCCAUGCAUCUUCCCUGCAGCUUCACAGUCAUGGAGGGCAAGGGCAUGGACCUGUUGCUUGGCCUCGACAUGCUGAAGCGGUACCAGGCCACCAUUGACCUUGCCAAGGACAAGCUGGUCAUUCAGGGCGAGGAGAUCCCCUUUCUGGGCGAGGCAGAGAUCCCCAAAGAGGAAGACGGCAACCAGAACGAGCCCACCAUACCCGGGCCCGCGGGAACCACGAUUGGACAGCGAUCUGGUGCCAUUGAGCCCCCGAGUGAAACAACUUCUUCCGCGGCGCAGUCGGGAGCUGCUGGCGCUGGUGCCGGCAUCUCGUCUAUCGCUGCUCCGACAACAACGGCUCCAGCCCCUGCAUCCGCAUCGGCGCAAACGGCAGCGCAGCCUGCCGGCGCUGGGCCGGCCAUCCAACCCCAGCACAUCGAGACGCUGAUGGGUAUGGGGGCCACGAGGGAGCAAGCGAUCCAGGCCCUGCAAGCUGCCGAGGGCAACGUGGACGUGGCUGCGGGUAUUAUUUUCUUCUAG
Messenger RNA from Akanthomyces muscarius, 1389 nucleotides. RefSeq lists its product as uncharacterized. The record is from RefSeq and is a predicted model, not a curated record. Bases 1 to 1389 code for a protein of 462 amino acids. The transcript is spliced from 4 exons. Lineage: Eukaryota; Fungi; Ascomycota; Sordariomycetes; Hypocreales; Cordycipitaceae. Gene Ontology annotation, biological process: proteolysis. Gene Ontology annotation, molecular function: aspartic-type endopeptidase activity; protein binding.